Messenger RNA from Ruditapes philippinarum (Manila clam), 2184 nucleotides. RefSeq names its product MAM domain-containing glycosylphosphatidylinositol anchor protein 1-like. Gene Ontology annotation, cellular component: neuron projection membrane. NCBI's taxonomy places the organism in Eukaryota, Metazoa, Mollusca, Bivalvia, Venerida, Veneridae. The record is from RefSeq and is a predicted model, not a curated record. Gene Ontology annotation, biological process: synapse organization. The transcript has 6 exons. Bases 428 to 1354 code for a protein of 308 amino acids.
AAGCGCCUAUAAAAUCAUACAGGACUGUUUUCAUUUCUCCGUCAGUAUCGAAAAUUUCAGCGAUGUUAAAGUAGAGUGAAUAAUGUGCUCAGUGAAUAGAGAUAUAUAUGAUUUAACAGUUGUGGAUUUUAAAGGUGUCAUACAAAUAAAUGUCAGUUUAAUAUAUUAUUAACAAAAUAAAUAAAAAUUAAUUAUGUGCAAUAUCGUAAGGAAUUUAAUGAACAGCAUGGAUAUAUUUAAUAGCGUGAAAAAAUUAAAUAAUGAAGGAGCACCUGUUUAACUUAAGUCUCUCUAAAUAACAAUUUUGCUAUGUGAGGACUUAAUCAGUGAAAAAGUUAAUAAAAACGGGAGAUAAAAAAACCUACAGGGAUUAAAGAUAGGUAUAAAACGCCAGAGAUAAAAAAAACAAGUUUGGAAAUAAUUCGUGAUGAUUGAGGCAAUGCAACAUUUAUCAUUUAUUCACGAACCACAUAAUAUUUUUGCAACUUUGUUAAUAACUGUUACGUUCGUUCCAGCAUAUUGUGGAGUCAUAGACCACAGCUAUGCGGAGCGACAUCGCACACCUGCUCCAGAUUUCCUCCAUACUCCGUCCAAUGUUACCUUCCAUAGAGGAGAGCUUGCAGUACUGCGAUGUAGCGUAUAUAAUCUCGGAACCAAAUAUGUUGUGUGGAGACGAACGGAUAGUUCAUUUCCUUUGACAUCCGGUACGAUGGUUGUGGUUGCAGACGAUAGACUUCAAAUAGGUCACGUGCAAUAUAAAAACCAAUGGGACCUCAUGAUAAAAAAUGUCCAACCAGAAGAUGCGGGUAUAUAUGAAUGUCAAGUUGCUUCAAAAGAUAAAACUGUCCGGAGAUUGGUUCAACUCACUGUGAUUGCAGAUCCAGAGGCCGAUAUCCCGGAAAUAAAGAUUUCAGAAGAGCAGUACGUGGAGCGGGGAGAAAGUAUUGUUCUACAGUGCAACGCUACUGGGGAAUACUAUCCUCCUGAUGAAAUGGACUGGUUCCGAAACGGACAAAAAGUGGAUUCUAACAUGGGAUCAGGAAUUAAAAUAUUAAAACAGUUUUCAAUAUCAAAACGAACGUUUUCAAGUAAUUUGCGAAUAGACAGAGCUAAAAUGGAUGAUGGAGGGACAUAUGUCUGUCGUACAUCCAGUAUGCAAAUAGCUAGCACAAAAGUGCACGUUUUAAAUGGUAAGAACAAAGCCGAGACGUAUAACCGAAAAAGAGGUACAUUAAAAAAUGGCGACGAGACGUCUGACCAGAUUUCUGCCUUGCAUUCAGCCGGAUACACAGUGUCUUCUACAUACUACUUUAUCACACUUACAAUGUUAACAUUCUGGCUUUCUAGCAUUUAGUUAAUGUUUUGUUCUUUUCCAAUUCCAACCUUGUGAUACUUCAAGCAGUGUUUCACUUCUUGUACAAUUUCCGAUGACGUUAUUGUACGCAGAAAGUGUAAGUCAGUGGCUGUAGUGUUUUAUAAGAAGUCAGUUUUGUGUAUAUUUGCAAUAAGUUUCGGAUUUCACAGCAACCGAAUAUAUUUGUGAGGGUUCAAUAAAGAAUUGUUGCCUACAGCAAAUAAAAACUCCUCUUGUGACAGAAACACGUUUUCAGGACCUGUUUUCCGGUUAUGGAACGGAUGUGAGGAAAAUCAUUCAAGUGCGUUCUGACAAGACGUGGGACGUUAGCAAAUUAUCUAGGAAAUUAACAUACUUAGUUCACAAUUAAGAACAAAUUUUGCAUAUCUUUUGUACAUAGUGUAAAAUAUCAAAAAUAUCAUUUUUCAUUUGAUCAUUUUGUAUGUACGGCAUUAUUUUCAUGAAAAACGCAUAUGAGCAUGCAAUUAGGAAAAUCAUGUGGGUCAUCUUUUUGAUGCAUUUCAUUUCUGUUAUACAGAUAUCACAUAGCAUCCAAUCUUUAACAUUUAAUUUCUGCCAUAUACUCUAACUGAAAAAAAAAACAACAAUCCAAAUCAUUUCACUUAUGUCAUAUAACAAGAAACUCAAUCCAAAGCAUUUCACAUUUCCAUAUUACAGGGCAUUCAAUUGGAAGCAUUUCAUAAAUAAUAAAAACACAGCUUCAAGCUUAAACAUUUAUUUUUGACAGUAUUUCACCAGGACAUGUUCUAUCUGAAGCAUUUCACUUCUGCCAUAUAACUCAACAUUUUAAUCUGAACCUUUUCCUUCAU